Messenger RNA from Exaiptasia diaphana, 2994 nucleotides. RefSeq lists its product as uncharacterized. Bases 1 to 2994 code for a protein of 997 amino acids. Lineage: Eukaryota; Metazoa; Cnidaria; Anthozoa; Actiniaria; Aiptasiidae. The record is from RefSeq and is a predicted model, not a curated record. The transcript is spliced from 4 exons.
AUGGCAGAUAAAAUCAUCUAUUCCUGCUUGUUGUCCAAGAUUGCCAUCAUUCUAUCGGUCGUCAGUUUGUUGUUGUGCUGUGGUGUGUUUUUCAGAACGGAAUUGAUGCUAAACAAGCUGUAUUCAAGAGGCACAAAGCUGGCGGACAAGACGACUUCAAAAAACGACAUGAAUGAUGGCAUGAAUCGAUUCGACAAAGAUCAUCCUUCAGUACAGAGAGAACAAACAAAACCAAAUGAAGAAAUUGUACAAAGAAAAGUAAGAGAUACUACAAUGCGAGUUAACAGCACAAUUAAUAUACUGACUGACGAGUUCUUAUCCAAAAAAAUUGACCAAAAGAUUGGGAAAGCAGUUGCCAAUUUACAAUCUGCCAAAUACUGGAUUCCCAUUCCAGGACCUCCUGGUCCACAAGGAAAACCUGGUCCAAAAGGACCGAGAGGACGCAUGGGUAAAACUGGACGUCGAGGUAAACGAGGCCCACGUGGUUUUCCUGGAAAGGUCGGACUUCCUGGUCCCAGAGGAAUGCCUGGACCAAAGGGACCAAAGGGACCAAAGGGAGAUCGUGGUCCUUCCUUAGCACGUCCAACAGUACUCAUUUCACCAACACAUCUCAUCGUCAAUGAAAGCCAGUCCGCCAUCUUACAUUGUUCCUCUAGUGGUUAUCCUCGACCUGAUGUUGUGUGGAGUAAAAACAACGGUACAUUACCACACAANGAGGACUGGGACGGAACUAGGAAGUAUGCCAAAUAUGGUAGUUUUAGUGUUGGUGAUGAAUCGGACAAGUACAGGCUGAGGGUUGGCUCGUAUUCAGGUACUGCUGGGGACUCGUUGAUAUCUAAGCAUAACAACAUGGCGUUUAGUACAAAAGAUAGAGAUAACGACAAGAAUAGUGAUUGCGCAGACCUUUACAAAUCUGGAGAGAGACGUAACGGUGUGUACACAGUUCAACCCGACAAGCAGCCUGCAUUUCAAGUCUAUUGUGACAUGACAACUGACGGUGGGGGUUGGACUGUGUUUCAGCGAAGACAAGAUGGAUCAGUCGUUUUCUUUCGCAAUUGGCAGAAAUACAAAACAGGUUUUGGAAAUCUGAAUGGCGAGUUUUGGUUGGGUAACGAUUACAUCCAUCGACUGACAGCAAGAACACCGUCGAGUCUACGCGUUGAACUAGAGGACUGGGACGGAACUAGGAAGUAUGCCAAAUAUGGUAGUUUUAGUGUUGGUGACGAAUCAGACAUGUACAGGCUCAGGAUUGGGUCGUAUUCAGGUACUGCUGGGGACUCGUUAGCAUGGAAUAACAACAUGGCGUUUACUACAAAAGAUAGAGAUAACGACAAGGACAAUGGCAAUUGUGCUACGUCCUGGACUGGUGCCUGGUGGUAUAAUAGUUGUCAUUAUGUCAAUCUGAAUGGAAAGUACCUUGGAAACAAGAUGGCGGCUGAAUUGUCUGAGAUCAAAAUGUACCUUCCAAAGAUCAUUCAAGCCUUGGGGGCCUUGCAGUUAGAAAAGAAAAUACCAGGACCGAGAGGACCACCAGGUCAGUCCGUAGUACCACCACGAUCAGUAAUUAUAUCACCUCCACGUUUGGUCAUCAAUGAAAGUCAGUCUGCCAUCUUGAAUUGUUCUGCCAGUGGAUAUCCACAACCUGUUGUUGCGUGGAGUAAAGUCAAUGGUUCAUUACCAAAAGAGAGAUUUCUUGUCGACAGUAGCGGGAAACUGGAAUUGAAGAAUGCCACUAUUCCUGAUUCAGGGACGUAUCAGUGUAAAGCUUCCAAUAUUCUUGGCAGUGCAGAAGACAAAUCAGAAAUCGAAGUGAACUUUAGUCCUCGAGUAUCCUUAAUGAAAGGACCAAUCUACGAAAUGGUUGGUGAUGAUAUUCGUCUACCCACCUGUCAUGUGACAGGAUUCCCUGAACCAAAAGUCACGUGGUCUAAGUCUAUUGGUUCUUUGCCUAAAAAUCGUUUUGUUUUCAGAGAUGGACAGUUUACUGUACUAAAAGCGAAAACAGAUGAUUCGGGCACAUAUGUUUGCAAAGCUGAAAAUCGUCUUGGAUCUACUGUAGGAUCUCUUUUCGUAAAUGUUAUCGAUCUGCCUGUGUUUGUUGUCAAGCCACCAUUGUCGUAUACAGUUCUUGUAGGGACAACUGUAGUGUUAAACUGUACCGCUAAAGGUGACCCUCAGCCUGUCAUCAGCUGGAGAAAAGACAACGGCGUUCUUCCUGUUGGUAGAUAUGAAGUGAGAGAUGGCUCUUUGAUUAUAAGGAACGUCAAGAAAACAGAUUCGGGUUCGUUUGUGUGCACUGCUACGAGUGCUGGUGUAUUCAAAAUAGAGACUAGACCAACACUAUCUGUAUACUGGAGAAACUGCGCAGGGUUUUACAAAAUAGGAGAGAGACGUAACGGUGUGUACACAGUUCAACCCGACAAGCAGCCUGCAUUUCAAGUCUACUGUGACAUGACAACUGACGGUGGGGGUUGGACGGUGUUCCAACGAAGACAAGAUGGAUCGGUUGAAUUCUAUCGCAAUUGGCAGCAAUACAAAACUGGUUUUGGAAAUCUGAAUGGCGAGUUUUGGUUGGGUAACGACUACAUCCAUCGACUGACAGCAACAACAGCGUCGAGUCUGCGCGUUGAGUUGGAGGACUGGGACGGAACUAGAAAGUAUGCCAAAUAUGGUAGUUUUAGUGUUGGUGAUGAAUCAGACAAGUACAGGCUGAGGGUUGGCUCGUAUUCAGGUACUGCUGGGGACUCGUUGAUACCUGGUCAUAUCAACAUGGCGUUUAGUACAAAAGAUAGAGAUAACGACAUGUCGAGUCGUGGUAACUGUGCUAAAUCAUAUACCGGUGCCUGGUGGUAUAGUAAUUGUCAGAAUUCUAAUCUGAAUGGAGAGUACCUUGGAAACAAGAUGUCGGCUAGAGGAAUUAUUUGGCACUAUUUUCAUAAAAAUGAUCAAAGUUUGAAAAAAUCUGAAAUGAAAAUGCGUCUUAGUGGAUUCUAA